Helianthus annuus (common sunflower) is the source of this 1494-nucleotide messenger RNA. RefSeq lists its product as uncharacterized. The record is from RefSeq and is a predicted model, not a curated record. The transcript is spliced from 3 exons. Lineage: Eukaryota; Viridiplantae; Streptophyta; Magnoliopsida; Asterales; Asteraceae. Bases 114 to 422 code for a protein of 102 amino acids.
AAUAGGAUGGUGAUGAUGAAGGUAAAUUUGGCGAUGAUGAAAAUAUCACAGGUUCAGGUCAACUGAACCCUGGAAUUUUCUCAUCUGGUAUCAAUGUUGUAGCACACGAGGAUAUGGAGCCUAGCUCAGUAAAACUUCUUAGUGGUUCUGCGGUCCAUAGCACGAUGGGCAGCGGUAUGGGUUCUCACAACUUUGAGGCUGUUCCGUCUUCGUUUUCUUCGGCACCAGCUCCUGAACUGCACGUUCCAGAAUAUUCCAGUGUUCCCAAAAUUAGAACUAGGAGUGCAUGCACAAUCUUUGUCUUCAACUUCGGAUCGCAUUAUAAAUACCACGGCAGAACUUUCACUGACUACCAAAGAUUUAUAAUUCAAAAAGGGUUAAUUGAUUUUUGUCCAGGGUUUUAUUAUUAUGGUCUAAUUUAAUUUUUGGGAUUUUUUUUUGUCAGUGAGGUUUAAUUCCUAAAGAUUCGGAUUAUGAUUGUUUGGGAUAGUUUAAGAUAGAAUUAUGAACUACAAGAACUUCGGGAACCAACCUGCGGCUGCAGCGGAGGCUGGCGGCGGGGGCGCAAGGCCACCGGGGAGCUUCCAUUUAACUCGACAAGGGUCAAUAUAUUCAUUGACUUUUGACGAGCUACAAAACACUAUGGGUAGUAGUAUCGGUAAAGAUUUCGGGUCUAUGAACAUGGAUGAGCUGCUAAAGAGCAUUUGGAAUGCUGAAGAGGUUCAAACAACAGGGAAUAACACCGCCAACGGUGUGCAAGAAGGUGGCGGUGGUGAUGGGGGAGAGGUUAUACAACGGCAAGGGUCGUUAACCCUUCCGAGAACAUUGAGCCAGAAGACGGUUGAAAUUGAUCCGCUUACAAACCCGAACCGUCAAUGCAUAAAAGGGUCAGUUUUGGUUUUGAAAUUGGUAAGAAUUCGGUCGCGCUCACAGUUUAAGUCUUGCUCGGUCAGAAUCAAUGCUCACCCCUAGCCAUUGAGUUAGUUAUUAAAGUUCAGUCAGUCAUACAACACUGAUGUUAGGAUCCUAAUUAAAAGAUUGUGCUAUUUGGUUUAACCAAAACAUAUCAUCAUAUGCAUAGGAUAUGUAGAAGCAUAUGGCCUUACAAAGCAUUUUGAUCUUCACCAUGUGAAUAUUAGAUUUUUUUUUCCCGUUUAGUGAAUUAUAACUUACUUAUCUGACAACACUCAGCAUAUAGAAAGGAACUACCAAUAACGAUUAUGAUUUACCUUGCAGGAAUGUUUAUCCUAACUUACUUAGUCAUGCCUUAUAUGGCGCCCUUUUCUAUCAUUUAUGUAGGGACACUAUCACUUACUUGAAGAGUUAUGUCUGCAGUCAAGCAAAGCUAUGGUGAAAAAAAUGCUUGUACAGUGUCUCUUAAAAGUUAGAUUUACCCAAGAGCUCAUAAAUGUUCCUAUCAGCAGUGGCGGACAUAAGGCUUACCGGGGGGCAACCUCCGCUACGGCUUGGCGCGGAAAAAUUUGGAAAAAUUAG